Messenger RNA from Penicillium subrubescens, 1872 nucleotides. Its product is annotated as ferric reductase family protein. Gene Ontology annotation, cellular component: plasma membrane. Gene Ontology annotation, biological process: copper ion import; iron ion transport; intracellular iron ion homeostasis. The transcript has a single exon. The record is from RefSeq and is a predicted model, not a curated record. The coding region runs from base 1 to 1872 and encodes 623 amino acids. Gene Ontology annotation, molecular function: ferric-chelate reductase activity. NCBI's taxonomy places the organism in Eukaryota, Fungi, Ascomycota, Eurotiomycetes, Eurotiales, Aspergillaceae.
AUGGCGACGCCCGGCCCGCAACUUGCGGCACGAGGCUACGGAUCUAAUGCGACUUACGUCUACGAGUACUCGCGAGGACUGGGUGGAGUCGAUGUCCCCCGCGAUGUUAUCAUCACUCGCAUCAUCUACUCGUCGGUGAUUAUUCUCGCCUUUGCUGUGUUUUGCGGCCGCAUCGCACAGAUCAGCCAUGCAUAUCUUCGCCAAAUCACAUCUUGCACGGCAAACGGUCGACAGCAGACCUUCUGGCGCCGGGAGACAUCAUCACUCUGGUCCUUCAUGAAGAAGCAUAUCCUGUAUUCUCCACUGGGCAAGAAGAGACACAAUCGGGAGAUUCAGCUCUCCUCUGCUGUUGGCAUCGGCACGUUGCCCUCCCGGUUCCAGACCAUUCUGAUCUUUUUGUACUUUGCAAGUCAAGUGGUGUACUGUCUUUUCCUAGACUAUGCCGUCAACAAUAAAGCUGCGCUGGUCGCGGAGCUGCGCGGACGCUCGGGGACGCUGGCCAUCUUGAAUAUGGUGCCGCUGUUUCUGCUGGCGGCGCGCAACAAUCCUUUGAUCUCGAUUUUGCAUAUCAGUUUUGAUACCUACAACCUUCUCCACCGGUGGCUGGGCCGCAUCAUCGUGCUUGAGUCUGUCGUCCAUACUGCAGCCUGGGCAGUCAAUGCGGUUGACGAGCAGGACAUUGGAGACAUGCUAUCUCGCUUGCGAGACACGCCGUUCUUUACAUGGGGAUUGGUAGGGACAGUGGCCAUGGUUUUCCUCGGCCUGCACUCUCCAUCCCCCGUCCGCCAUGCAUUCUACGAGACAUUCCUACACCUUCAUCAACUCGCCGCGCUUCUCGCUUUCCUCGGUGUAUGGUUCCACCUUCAACUAGACAGCCUCCCACAACGCAGCUGGGCCACCUGUAUCGCCGUCAUCUGGCUCACUGAACGUACCACCCGUCUCAUCCGCCUCGCACAUCUCAACCUCUCCACCAAGCACGGAUCCACCAACAUGACCGUCCAAGCUCUACCAGGCGAAGCAUGCCGAGUAACCUUCCACCUACCCAAAAGCGUCCGCAUCGAACCCGGCUGCCACGUCUACGCCUACAUCCCCUGCGUAUCAUGGUGGAUGUCGCACCCCUUCUCUAUCGCCUGGGCCGAAGCCCGCAGUCCCAACCCCAACUCCGCACGCUACCACGACACCAAGUCCCCCAACUCAGUCCUCACCCCAUCAUCCCUGGAAAAACAAUCCCACGACCUAGACACCUACUUCGAGCCCACCCACCGCCCCACAGAAGUCUCCCUCAUUAUCAGCGCACGCCAAGGCAUGACCCGCCGCCUCUACAACCUCGCCCGCAGCAAACCACACCAAAUCCUCCGCGCACCAGGCUUCAUCGAAGGCCCCUACGGCUCCCGCCCCGCCAACGCCUCCAGCUACGGCACAGCCGUCCUCUUCUCCGCCGGUGCAGGAAUAACCCACCACCUCAUAUACACCCGGGACCUCGUCGAGCGCGCCGCUACCUCCCGCGCCGCAACCCGCCGCGUCUACCUCAUCUGGUCCGUCCGCUCGACGGACCACCUCGCCUGGGUAAGCCAAUGGAUGGACCAAAUCCUGCGUCUGCCCGGCCGCCGCGACAUCCUCAUCGUGAAGGUAUUCGUCUCGAAGCCCCGGCGUGCGGCGGAUAUCGUUUCCCCGUCCGCAACGGUCCAGAUGCAUUCUGGUCGGUGUCGGCCCGAGGUCGUCCUUGAUGAACUUAUGCCGAAGAGUGUGGGGGCUACGCUUGUUUCUGUUUGUGGGCCUGGUGCGUUUGCGGAUGAAGUGCGCGCUGCGGCGAGGGGGAAGAUUGGGAAGGGGGCUGUCGUGGAUUUUGUGGAGGAGGCUUUUACUUGGUAG